AUGUCUCCUUGUAAAUCAAUCAACGCCAAAUUACGAAAGACAAAUAAUAAAAACAAAAAAUGGAAAAAUAGCGUGUUCCGCGUCUUUCGAUUUAAACUAGAGUUCCGGGGGUGUGACAUUUCCCUCGUCAUGGCUUAUGUCAAAGAUAUAAGUGAUAUACCGUUAAAAAAGACUCAAGAAACUUUUGUCGAUGAUCCAACUUCGAUUGAUGAAGUCUUUAUUGAUGAUCUUGUAUUUGAUAUAAAUCAUGGUAUUAAAAAUAUAAAUAAACUUCAUGUAUUCCAUGCCAUAGUUGUGUUAUGUACAACUUUAAAGGAUAUCAUCAAAUUACAAUCAAAUCCAGAGUUAUUUCAAAAAUUUAAACAUCAACAAUUAUUGAAAUACGGUAUAAAUUUAGAUGAUUAUAAAUUAACUCCUCCGCCACCUUUACUUUCUACUUCAUCAUCCGUAUCCUCAUCAGAUCCAACUUCAAGAGUUCCAACCAUAUUAUCAUCUUCAAUUAUUCCUCCUGGAAGAUCUUCAACUCCUCCUUUAUCACCUCCAUUGAAAUUUGCUAAAUUAAAUCGUAAUGAUACAAAUACAGAAAAUUUCGAAUCAUUAAGAGAAUCAACUCCAAAUUCUUUGUCUAAUAGUGAACUGAAUCAAGAUGAAAAAAAUGAGGAUGAUUUACAAGAUGAUACCACUAAUGAGAACAUUGAUCAAUCGAAUGAUGAUAAUGAAAGUCAUGAUAAUUAUAACAAUAAUGAACAACAAAGUAAUGCUCCUUAUAUACCUAUAGAUGAAUUGAUCAAAAAUUGUUCAUUGGAACCAAUUGAAAAUCCUAUCACUGAUAUCAAUAAUGAUAAAUUCUUUAAAGAAUAUCAAUAUAAUCAAGAUUUAAAAAGACAACAUCAAACUACUCAUUUAUUAAAAAGUUUUAAAUUAUUGAAAAUUCCUCCUUUAACCAUUGAUCAAUUUUUAAUUAGAAUUAAAACUUAUUCAUCAUCCAUUUCAGUGAGUUCUUAUAUUCAUUCUGCUUCAAUGUUAUUUAAAUUAUGUAUCUUAUUAGAUAUUGUCCCUUUAACUGAAUCAAAUGUUUAUCGAUUAAUCCUUGCUUCCAUAAGAUGUUCAACUAAGAAAUUAGAAGAUGUUUAUCAAAAACAAAAAUCUUUUGCUACAGUGGGUGGAAUCACCACCAAGGAUUUGUUUAGAUUGGAAGUUUCUUUUUUAUAUCUUUGUAAUUUUAAAUUAAUCAUUAGUGAAAAUGUCCUUGAUAAUUUCUUAACUACUGAAUUCACUGCAUUAAGAGGAUUCUGUAAAGAUCAUUUUGAAUCAUGA
Scheffersomyces coipomensis is the source of this 1317-nucleotide messenger RNA. RefSeq lists its product as uncharacterized. The transcript is spliced from 2 exons. The record is from RefSeq and is a predicted model, not a curated record. NCBI's taxonomy places the organism in Eukaryota, Fungi, Ascomycota, Pichiomycetes, Serinales, Debaryomycetaceae. Gene Ontology annotation, cellular component: cyclin-dependent protein kinase holoenzyme complex; nucleus. Gene Ontology annotation, molecular function: cyclin-dependent protein serine/threonine kinase regulator activity; protein kinase binding. Gene Ontology annotation, biological process: regulation of cyclin-dependent protein serine/threonine kinase activity. The coding region runs from base 1 to 1317 and encodes 438 amino acids.